CCCAGUCCCGCAGGAUUUGUUGGCAUGCGGGGAUGCGGCGCCGAGGAUUGCGGAGAAGGCAUGACUUCUCCUCUGCAUACUGGAGUUUCUGUGUUCCCUGGGUCGCUCUGGCAUUGUCCAUAUUGCAGGGAUUUCCCUUAGCUCAUUCUUCUACCAGAAUAGAUCCUCGUGCACUGAAAGUUGUAGGAUCAACAAAUUUACCAGGAAAUGAAUCUGUGACAAUAUCCUCAACAGGAACUCUUUUAUUCCAACAUUUCAAAUCUUACAUGAGUGGAAUUUACACAUGUUCCCUAGUGUUUAAGCCUACAACUGAGCAAGAAGAAAAAAGCUAUUUAAUUAAAUACGUUAUUUACGCUUAUUCUGAUCCUAACUUUUACUAUGAGUUUACAGCACGAUAUCAUUCAGCUCCCUGCAAUAGUAUCUAUAAUACUUCUUUUGAAAAGAAGCUGCUUCAGAUACUGGCCAAGCUUGUUGUGGAGCUAGCUUGUGAGGUUUCAAUACAAAAAUCUGAAUGCCAUCAUGUAAAAAUGCAAAGAGCUGGAAUGCAAAAUGAGCUAUUCUUCACUUUUAAAGUUUCUUCUCUAGAAGCAGUAAAAGGCAAAAGUGUGUGUCAGAAAAAUGUAUGUGAUGUAUCAAGAAGAUUACGAAAGGCAAAAGACCUAAUAGAGAAAUUCUUUAGCCAACAAGUUGAAGUUCUUGGAAAAAGAACAGCACCGCUACCUGAAAUAUACUACAUUGAAGGCACUCUGCAAAUGGUGUGGAUUAAUCGCUGUUUUCCAGGUUAUGGAAUUAAUUCUCUACUACAUCCAGAUUGCCCUAAUUGUUGUGUGGUUUGCAGUCCAGGAUCAUUCAAUCCUCAUGAAGGAACUCAUUGUCUUCAAUGCAACAGAAGUCUGGCAUAUGGAGCCAAACAUUGUUACUAGACUCUCGACAUAAUCCUUUUGCUAUGUUUAGUAAACUUUCCUGUACUUUCAUCUCUG
Molecule: messenger RNA, 980 nt
Organism: Protobothrops mucrosquamatus (brown spotted pit viper)
Lineage: Eukaryota; Metazoa; Chordata; Lepidosauria; Squamata; Viperidae
Gene: ZPBP
Product: zona pellucida binding protein
Exons: 7
Coding region: 33-923 (296 amino acids)
Biological process (GO): acrosome assembly; binding of sperm to zona pellucida
Cellular component (GO): zona pellucida receptor complex; acrosomal vesicle; extracellular region
Source: RefSeq, a predicted model, not a curated record